Messenger RNA from Diaporthe amygdali, 984 nucleotides. Its product is annotated as quinone reductase. The record is from RefSeq and is a predicted model, not a curated record. Gene Ontology annotation, molecular function: quinone reductase (NADPH) activity; zinc ion binding. The transcript is spliced from 3 exons. NCBI's taxonomy places the organism in Eukaryota, Fungi, Ascomycota, Sordariomycetes, Diaporthales, Diaporthaceae. The coding region runs from base 1 to 984 and encodes 327 amino acids. Gene Ontology annotation, cellular component: cytoplasm. Gene Ontology annotation, biological process: cellular response to oxidative stress.
AUGAACGCCGUCAUCUUACAGUCAGUUGGCGACAGAAAUAAACUGGAGUUUUCUGAAUCCCAUCGCCUUCCUAUACUUGAAGAUGGCCAGAUUUUGGUUAAAAACAAUUUCGCUGGCAUUAACUUUGUCGACAUUUACCUUCGCACCGGCCAUUAUCCGUCCGCAUCCGGAUACCCUCUCAUUCUCGGGCAGGAGGGAGCUGGCACUGUUGUAUCUGUGGCGGGAUUCAAUCCUCUCGAGCUCAAGCCAGGAGAUCGUGUGGUAUGGAUCGGUAACAGUGGGUAUGCCGAGUACACCGCGGUAAAUGCCGGGCAGAUAUCCAGCAUUCCGGAUGGAAUAUCGGACCAGGACGCAGUAGCAGGCCAUCUGGCCGGCAUGACUGCACUUAGCUUGAUGCAGGAAGCCUAUCCUGCAAAGAAAGGUGAUACCGUUCUGGUGCAUGCAGCGGCUGGUGGUGUUGGGUCCAUCUUAUGUCAGCUGCUGAAAGAUGAGGGGGUCACCGUCAUCGCCACGGCAGGAGGAUCAGAAAAGUGCACGUUGGUCAAGGGUCAUGGCGCAACUCACGUCAUCGACUACAAAGAUGCGUCAAAACCGACUUGGGUUGAGCAAGUAUUGGAGCUGACUGGCGGCAAUGGCGUCAACGCGGUUUACGACGGCAUUGGAAAGGAUACUUGGCAAGGAAGUAUUCAGGUGACUCGAAGAAAGGGCAAGGUUGUUUUUUAUGGAAGUUCAAGCGGACCUGUUCCACCGCUCGAUCUGAGCAAGAUCAGGAGAGGCAACGUUUCUGUAAUUCAACCAACCUUGUCAAAUUACAUCACGACUCGAGAAGAGCUGGAUCAGUACGCGCAGGGAAUCUUGAUGCGACAGCUACGUGGCCAACUCAAGGUGAACGUCUCUCAGGUGUACGGUCUUGAAGAAAUCGCUCAAGCUCACAAGGAUAUGGAAGAACGGCGGUCAACCGGAAAACUUCUAAUGAAGCUUUGA